UUCGUAGUUUACGAAGUAUGACGAAAGCGAAGAGCGUGACGUAAAGAUUGUGCGUUCUUAUUAUUCGCCAGUAUUCACGUACGUUCUCUAGGUAGAUUCUGUUGAGUUGGAUUCUCGUAACAAGGAGAUAGAUUUUAAUACGAAUUGGUAUAAUAAAUUAGAUAUAUUUCCCUUGAUUGAAACUAUAUCUUAUUUAUACAGAAAAGAAAAUGGCUGGCGCAGGAAAUGCUAGUGCCGGUUCUGUUUUCCAAAAACUCGGUUUGAGACCAGUUACAAAAUAUAGUCUUGUUAAAUACUAUAUGCCGGCUUUCGGUGUUGCUUCGUAUACAGCUUUAUCCGUCAAUGUGAUGAAUCCAAGUCUCGUCAUCAGAAUAUUUCCAAAGAAAGAUAUCACGAACUACUUACUCUUUAGUGCGCUAGCAGGAACUGGCUCAUACUUUUAUACCAGAGAGCACAUGGAAAAAGCUCAAAUCAGUACGAGAUUGUUAUAUAGUGGUACUGGAGCAUUGUUGCUGAGUUUUGGUUCAGUUUUGAUGUGGGCUGUUCUACGAUCCAUUGUACCACCAAAUCCAACUUUAUGCACUUUAGUUGGUAUUGGUUCAGGAUUACUUAUUAUUAAAGUUGGUUCUAGCUAUAUGGACUAUAUUGAUAAUCAGAUAGCUAAAAAGUAGAUGACUAUUAUUGUUUUAUUUAAUUUCAUUUAUUUCGCACUAAAUUUAUUAUUAAAUAACAGAAAGAUAUAAUAAUCCAUAUGCCAUUGGGUAACUAGAUAUCAUCAAGCUGCAUAAUACUUGUAGUUUUCUAAAUUUUAUAUGGUUGUCUCUAUUUGUAGUAAAUGGAUAUAUUAUUGAAAACUAUGUUGAGUAUUGUUAGACUUAAUGCCUAACAGCUAUUUAUUUACUGUAUUUUUGCUUUUAUUUCUUUUUUUUUUUUUGGUUAAAAUAAUUAUCAAUAUAGUAUUCAUUGAAACGUAUAUCUUAUAUCCAACUACAGGAGAUUGCUGAAGUAUAUUGAAUUAGGUGAGAAGUAAUUAUAGAAUAGAAGAGAUUAAUGCUAAAUUUUUUGGAACAAAUGUUUCAGUAUUUUGACAGCUAUGUUUUGUGAAUUAUACUGAUUUUUUGUUUACAUGAGAUAUACAAUGCAAAUGAGAUUGAUCGUUUUUAGAAAUUAUUUCU
This is a messenger RNA of Vespa mandarinia (Asian giant hornet), 1175 nucleotides long. RefSeq lists its product as uncharacterized. NCBI's taxonomy places the organism in Eukaryota, Metazoa, Arthropoda, Insecta, Hymenoptera, Vespidae. The record is from RefSeq and is a predicted model, not a curated record.